AUGAGGAUUUCUUCUGGCGACUGGUUCCUGUUGAUGUUCUCGGGCUGGUGGAGGCUGGCGAUGGGAGCUUUCCCGAGCAGCGUGCAGAUCGGUGGUCUGUUCAUCAGAAACACCGAUCAGGAGUACACCGCCUUCCGUCUGGCGAUCUUCCUGCACAACACCAGCCCGAACGCCUCGGAAGCUCCGUUCAACCUGGUGCCUCACGUGGACAACAUCGAGACGGCCAACAGCUUCGCCGUCACCAACGCCUUUUGCUCGCAGUACUCCCGCGGAGUCUUCGCCAUCUUCGGCCUGUACGACAAGCGCUCGGUCCACACGCUGACGUCCUUCUGCAGCGCCCUGCACAUCUCCCUCAUCACGCCCAGCUUCCCCACGGAGGGCGAGAGCCAGUUCACGCUGCAGCUCCGGCCGUCCAUCCGGGGCGCGCUGCUGUCGCUGCUCGACCACUACGACUGGAACAAGUUCGUGUUCCUGUACGACACCGAUCGGGGAUACGCCAUCCUGCAGGCCAUCAUGGAGAAGGCGGGUCAGAACAACUGGCAGGUCAGCGCCAUCUGCGUGGAGAACUUCAACGACGCCAGUUACCGGCGCCUGCUGGAGGAUCUGGACCGGAGGCAGGAGAAGAAGUUUGUGAUCGACCUCGAGGCCGAGAGGCUGCAGAACAUGCUGGAGCAGAUCGUCAGCGUCGGGAAACACGUCAAAGGCUACCAUUACAUCAUGGCCAACCUGGGCUUUAAGGACAUCAACCUGGAGCGCUUCAUGCACGGAGGGGCGAACGUGACGGGCUUCCAGCUGGUCGACUUCAGCAACCCCAUGGUCAUCAAGCUGAUGCAGCGCUGGAACAAGCUGGACCAGAGGGAGUAUCCCGGCUCCGACGCCCCGCCCAAGUACACGUCGGCGCUGACAUACGACGGGGUGAUGGUGAUGGCCGAGGCCUUCAGGAACCUGCGCCGGCAGAAGGUCGACAUCUCAAGGCGCGGGAACGCCGGCGACUGUCUCGCCAACCCGGCGGCGCCGUGGAACCAGGGCAUCGACAUGGAGCGCACUCUCAAACAGGUCCGGCUGCAGGGAUUAACAGGUAAUGUCCAGUUUGACCACUAUGGCCGCAGGGUCAACUUCACCAUGGACGUGUUUGAGCUGAAGAAUAACGGCCCCAGACGGAUCGGUUACUGGACUGAUGCAGACAAGCUGGUCCUGAUCCAGGAUUCUCCGCUGCUUCCAAACGACACGUCUGGCAUGGAGAACCGCACUGUCGUGGUGACCACCAUCAUGGAGGGUCCCUACGUGAUGCUCAAGAAGAACUGGGAGAUGUACGAGGGCAACGACCAGUACGAGGGAUACUGCGUGGACCUGGCCUCGGAGAUCGCCAAGCACAUCGGGAUCAAGUACAAGAUCUCCAUCGUGCCGGACGGGAAGUACGGCGCCAGGGACCCGGAGACGAAGAUCUGGAACGGGAUGGUCGGGGAGCUGGUGUACGGGAAAGCGGAAAUCGCUGUGGCCCCUUUGACUAUUACGUUGGUCCGGGAGGAGGUGAUCGAUUUCUCCAAGCCCUUCAUGUCGCUGGGCAUUUCCAUCAUGAUCAAGAAGCCCCAGAAAUCCAAACCGGGGGUGUUCUCCUUCCUGGACCCGUUGGCCUACGAGAUCUGGAUGUGCAUCGUGUUCGCCUAUAUCGGCGUGAGCGUGGUGCUCUUCCUGGUCAGCCGCUUCAGCCCGUACGAGUGGCACACCGAGGAGCCCGAAGAGGGCACUGACGGUCCGCCAAGCGACCAGCCUCCCAACGAGUUCGGCAUCUUCAACUCCCUCUGGUUCUCCCUGGGCGCCUUCAUGCAGCAGGGCUGUGACAUCUCCCCCAGAUCGUUGUCUGGGCGGAUCGUAGGGGGGGUGUGGUGGUUCUUCACCCUCAUCAUCAUCUCGUCCUACACGGCCAACCUGGCGGCCUUCCUCACCGUGGAGAGGAUGGUGUCGCCCAUCGAGAGCGCCGAGGAUCUGGCCAAGCAGACCGACAUCGCCUACGGGACUUUGGACUCGGGCUCGACCAAGGAGUUCUUCAGGCGGUCCAAGAUCGCCGUCUACGAGAAGAUGUGGGGCUACAUGAAGUCGGCCGAGCCCACCGUCUUCACCAAGACCACCGGGGAGGGCGUGGCCAAGGUCCGCAAGUCCAAAGGGAAAUACGCCUUCCUCCUGGAGUCCACCAUGAACGAGUACACCGAGCAGAGGAAGCCCUGCGACACCAUGAAGGUCGGAGGCAACCUGGACUCCAAAGGCUACGGCGUGGCUACACCCAAGGGCUCACAGUUAAGAAGUGCAGUUAACCUGGCAGUGUUAAAACUCAAUGAGCAAGGCCUGUUGGACAAAUUGAAAAACAAGUGGUGGUACGACAAAGGAGAGUGUGGCAGCGGAGGCGGUGGCGAGAAGGACAAGUCGUCCCAGGCGCUCAGCCUGAGCAACGUGGCCGGGGUCUUCUACAUCCUGGUCGGGGGUCUCGGCCUGGCCAUGCUGGUGGCCCUCAUCGAGUUCUGCUACAAGUCGCGCAACGAGGCCAAGAGAAUGAAGCUCACAUUCACUGAAGCCAUGAGGAACAAGGCCCGUCUGUCCAUCACCGGCAGCGUGGGGGAGAACGGACGGGUGCUGACGCCCGACUGUCCCAAGGCCGUCCACGCCGGGCCUCUCCGCCAGAGCUCCGGCCUCGCCCUGGUCUCCUCCGAGCUGCCGUGA
This is a messenger RNA of Limanda limanda (common dab), 2715 nucleotides long. It is a transcript of the gene gria4b, whose product is annotated as glutamate receptor, ionotropic, AMPA 4b. Gene Ontology annotation, cellular component: dendritic spine; AMPA glutamate receptor complex; postsynaptic membrane. The transcript is spliced from 16 exons. NCBI's taxonomy places the organism in Eukaryota, Metazoa, Chordata, Actinopteri, Pleuronectiformes, Pleuronectidae. Gene Ontology annotation, biological process: monoatomic ion transport; modulation of chemical synaptic transmission; synaptic transmission, glutamatergic. The record is from RefSeq and is a predicted model, not a curated record. Bases 1 to 2715 code for a protein of 904 amino acids. Gene Ontology annotation, molecular function: AMPA glutamate receptor activity; transmitter-gated monoatomic ion channel activity involved in regulation of postsynaptic membrane potential.